Fonsecaea nubica is the source of this 528-nucleotide messenger RNA. RefSeq names its product 60S ribosomal protein L11. Gene Ontology annotation, biological process: translation. The record is from RefSeq and is a predicted model, not a curated record. Gene Ontology annotation, molecular function: structural constituent of ribosome; RNA binding. Bases 1 to 528 code for a protein of 175 amino acids. The transcript has 2 exons. NCBI's taxonomy places the organism in Eukaryota, Fungi, Ascomycota, Eurotiomycetes, Chaetothyriales, Herpotrichiellaceae. Gene Ontology annotation, cellular component: ribosome; cytosolic large ribosomal subunit.
AUGGCGGAAGGCAACGACAAGAGCUCAAACCCCAUGCGGGAUCUGCGCAUCGACAAGCUGGUGCUGAACAUUUCCGUCGGCGAGUCUGGUGAUCGUCUCACCCGUGCUGCAAAGGUGUUGGAACAACUGUCGGGUCAAACUCCUGUCUACAGCAAAGCGCGUUACACUGUUCGUUCUUUCGGUAUCCGCCGCAACGAAAAGAUCGCCGUCCAUGUCACCGUCCGCGGGCCCAAAGCCGAAGAAAUCCUCGAACGCGGCUUGAAAGUCAAGGAAUACGAACUCAGGAAGAAGAACUUCAGCGAAACCGGGAACUUUGGGUUCGGUAUCUCGGAGCACAUUGAUCUGGGGAUCAAGUACGAUCCAGCGAUUGGGAUUUACGGAAUGGAUUUCUACUGCUGCAUGGGCAGACCCGGUGCCAGAGUUGCUCGGAGACGACGCUGCAAGAGCAAGGUUGGACGCAGCCACCAAGUUUCCAAGGAUGAUUCGAUCAAGUGGUUCAAGACGAGAUUCGAAGGGAUUGUGCGGUAG